Messenger RNA from Cottoperca gobio, 4574 nucleotides. Its product is annotated as protein sel-1 homolog 1-like. Gene Ontology annotation, cellular component: endoplasmic reticulum membrane. The coding region runs from base 474 to 2903 and encodes 809 amino acids. Gene Ontology annotation, biological process: ERAD pathway. Gene Ontology annotation, molecular function: protein binding. The record is from RefSeq and is a predicted model, not a curated record. The transcript is spliced from 21 exons. Lineage: Eukaryota; Metazoa; Chordata; Actinopteri; Perciformes; Bovichtidae.
GUGUCGAUCAGUAGUAGGAGCUUAACAUGGACAGCUAAGUAGUAUCUGGUUCAUAUGAAUCAAAGGCUAACGCUUUUGCAUGUCGUUGUUUAACUUGGAUAUUUGGGAGAACCUAGAGGUAGUCGGCAACCAUUUUUUAGACCAAGGAGUUUCGUCUCUUGCAAAUAUUUCGCUGUUUGGUUGGUCUUUUGUGUGUCUGUGUAACACUAGCUUGUUAGCUAGCUAACGUUAAACGUCAGGUACUACUCUGCUAGCGCAGCUUUGCAUUGGAUUUGUUAGCUUGUUUGACAGAUACAGUAGCUUAAGUCAACCAAGUUGCUAUCCAGAGCGAAUACGGUACCGUUUUGUUGGGCGUGUGUGUGAGUUUAUUUAUGCUACAUAUCAUAGUGUGACUCAACUGUAGCUGAAUGUUUGGUGAUAGAAAUAUCAGCAGCUACAGCUAGCAGAUUGCUAGCUUGUCAACAUCAACAACAAUGGGCUAUAAAAGGUAUUUAAAGACGGCAAGAACGUUUUAUUUUGUCUCCAUUCUGCUGAUAGUCUUCGUCAAAGGAAUAACAGCUGAUGAAGCGCAACACGGGAAUGACGGACCAGAGCUAAAGUCUUACCAUGACCCAGACUCUGAAGAGGAAGACAUCCGUCUGGCAUCAGGAAUUGUGGCUGGUGCGUCUGUGACCUCUGGUCAUGAAGUCUCCCAGCCAGAAGAGGAGAAACAGUCACUUGGGGAAGUACUGGAGGGAGAGGAGAAGGAGGACCUGCCUGAGCAGCCUCCUCCAGUUGAGGAGAAACCUAAAGAGGUUCCUGUGGUGAAUGGAGGUACAGCCCAUGGAGAGCCCUGCAUCUUCCCCUUCCUUUUCCAGGGAACGGAGUACUUGGACUGUACCACUGAUGGACGGGGGGAUAGACGGCUGUGGUGUGCCACAAUCUACGACUAUGACCGGGAGAAGAAGUGGGGUUUCUGUGAGACGGAGGAGCAGGCACAGCAGAGACUGCAGGCAGAGGAGGCUGAGGAGCAGUAUCAGACUGUCCUGCGCAUGCUCAAUGCCACCACCAGGAGGACCCAGAAGAAAGAAUUAUACGAAAAGCUGCUGAAAGUAGCAGAGGAAGGCCACCAGAAAGCCAUGGAGAAGGUGGCGUACGCCAUGCUGUUUGGAGAUUACAUGAGCCAAAACGUCACCAAGGCCAAAGGAAUGUUUGAGAAGCUUGCCAUAGAGGGCUCGCCAAAAGCUCAGACGGCUCUUGGCUUUCUGUACGCAGCAGGACUUGGAGUUAACUCGAGUCAGGCUAAGGCCUUGGUUUACUACACUUUUGGCGCACUGGGUGGAAACUUGGUGGCUCAUAUGAUUCUGGGAUACAGAUACUGGGGAGGUGUGGGUGUUCCCCAGAGCUGUGAGUCAGCACUAACACACUACAGGCUUGUGGCAAAUCAAGUGGCCAGUGACGUGUCCCUGACAGGGGGCUCAGCGGUGCAGAGGAUCAGGCUGCUGGAUGAGGUGGAGAACCCCGGCUCUACCAGUGGGAUGUUAGAGGAGGACUUGAUCCAGUACUAUCAGUUUUUAGCUGAGAAAGGAGAUGUUCAGGCUCAGGUGGGAUUAGGUCAGCUACACCUGCAUGGAGGACGUGGAGUAGAACAGAAUCAUCAGAGGGCGUAUGACUACUUCACCCAGGCUGCAAAUGCAGGGAAUACACACGCUAUGGCUUUCCUCGGCAAGAUGUACUCAGAAGGCAGCGAGUAUCUCCCUCAGAACAACGAGACAGCCCUGCAGUACUUUAAGAAGGCCUCCGACUUGGGUAAUCCAGUGGGACAGAGUGGCCUGGGCAUGGCCUACCUAUAUGGAAGAGGUGUCCCAGUGAACUACGAACUGGCACUGAAAUACUUCCAGAAGGCAGCAGAGCAGGGCUGGGUAGACGGACAACUCCAGCUGGGCACCAUGUAUUACAAUGGCAUCGGUGUGAAGCGUGACUACAAGCAGGCACUUAAAUUCUUCAACCUGGCCUCACAGGCGGGCCACAUCCUGGCCUUCUACAACUUAGCCCAGAUGCAUGCUACUGGUACCGGCGUGAUGCGCUCCUGCCACACUGCUGUGGAGCUUUUCAAGAACGUGUGUGAACGUGGUCGCUGGUCGGAGCGUCUCAUGAUGGCAUACGGCAGCUUUAAGGAGGGUGAGACGGAUGCUGCGCUGGUUCAGUAUCUGCUGCUGGCUGAGCAGGGCUACGAGGUGGCCCAGAGCAACGUGGCCUUCAUUCUGGACCAGAAAGGAGUGAGGAUCUUCACUGAGAAUGAGACAUACCCUCGUGCUUUGCUCCACUGGACAAGAGCUGCGGCACAAGGUUACACUGUGGCAAGGAUCAAAUUGGGGGACUACCACUACUACGGCUACGGGACAGAUGUGGACUACGAGACUGCCGUCAUCCACUACAGGCUGGCAUCAGAGCAGCAGCACAGUGCCCAGGCCAUGUUUAACCUGGGUUACAUGCACGAGAAAGGCCUGGGCAUCAAACAGGAUGUCCAUUUAGCCAAACGUUUCUACGAUAUGGCCGCUGAAGCCAGUCCCGAUGCCCAGGUCCCAGUUUUCAUGGCCCUGUGCAAGCUGGGCCUAAUUUACACCCUGCAGUACCUGCAGGAUCUUAAUUUAAAGGAGCUGAUUUAUCAGGUGGACCUGGACCAGAUUUUGGGCCCGGAGUGGGACCUCUACCUCAUGACCGUCAUCGCCCUGCUGUUGGGCACAGUCAUCGCCUACAGGCAGCGCCAGCACCAAAUCAUAGUUCCCCCUCGCCCACCUGUCCCUGCCCCAGCGCCACCUCCCAGUCCCCCUCAGGAACAGUCACAAGCCCAGGCCGAGCCACAGGACCAGGGAGACACGCAAGCCCAGGGCCCGGCGCAGGAGGAAGAGGAGCAGCAGUGAGAGGAAGCCAGACGGAGCGAGGGCAGUGAAAGACAGUCGAGAGGCUCUGCCAGCCCGCCCCGUGGAACAGCUGGUGCUUACUAGCUGAAUAACCUGCUAGUCUGAGCACCUACUCCCACUCCACAUGCUAAAAGAAGAAGAUGACUGCUGAACUGUGCAGUCCCACAACUCCCUUUCUCCAUUUAAAAUAUGCUGGUCCUGUGCUGAAGAAAGACAGUGGGAGUGUUUAUGGACAAUGCUACAGAACAGAGCGUUUAGAGAGGAAAACACAGACUUGGGACUUGCUAGGCUGUGACUCAGGAUACUGCCAGAAGAAGCACCUGUGUCCUCACAUUAGGAAAAGCCUUGUGGUUGCCAGAUCAAAGGCAUUUUGGACUUGACCAAUCAACAUAGUUGGAAACUAAAAUGUGCAUUAGUUUCUUCUUACUUUCCCACUUUGAGAAAAUCACACUCGGUGGAACUGCCUCAAUCCUAAUUUAGUAGAAGAAGAAAAAAUCAGGCAGGAAAAUGUGACUUCAAAUAAUUUUUAUUUGCUAGUUGGUAAAGAAAGUUUUGCAUGUUUUUUUUUUUUCUAAACAUUUUGAUUUUAAUUUUAGACACCCUUUUUCCGAUACUUGAGUGAACCCUUUUUUCAUUAAUCAGUUAUUUGUUUAGUUCUGUCGGGUCAUUAACUUUUCAUACCUGCAAUUCACUGAGAAAGAAUAAUUCAUGUUCAUUAGUUACCGUGCUAAAAUGUUCUAAAGCCAUGUUGUCAUUAGUAUGAGAAGCAGAAACCUGUUGAGCAGUUUACUUUAAUGGAUAGAAAAGCUGUACUGGGAUGGAUCAUUUAUUUUUGAGCACACAGGUUGAUGUGUGUUACGUUUCCAACAUGGCAGACACAAAGAAUGAAAAGCUGCUGAGGUCACUAAGCUGUCACCAAAUCCUCAUCCCUGAUGCAGAUCCUGUUUGAUCAUUCAGACAGAUUUCACUCUCCAAUCAUAGUGAAAUCACACAGCAUCUAAAAAAAAAAAGCAAAUGUCAGAGGGAUAUUUAUGAUGUAUACAGUGAAAGGAAGCGGAGAACAGUUUUUUAAGAUGUCCUGUACGUCGGCGCAAUAUUUUUCCAUCAACAGGCUUUGAUUUUCUUCUAGUGGUCGGUAGCCCAACAUCCGCCUUUAAAAGAAUAAAUGAAAUAAAAAAAAGUUUAUUAAGCCUCGACUUGCUGGGGCAGAAAUUGGAGCAGCCUUAAAUAUAGCUGCGCCUCAAACUGGAUUGUUUCUACUUUAGAGGAAGUGAAUAAUUUGUUUUCUUUUUCUGCGUUUGGUUACACAACUUGUGAGAAUUUCCACCCCCUCACCAAAAGUUCAAGUUGGAGCUCUGCCUACACUUCUCAGCUCAGAUGGACCCAAAUCUGAGAAAUGAAGAAAUAAUUAUUUUUUCUUUCUCUUAAGUCCAUUUGUUCAGUUCCACAGUAUGUGCUUGUUGUUAGAAUUAUUGAGAAUUAUCUGCCAAUACGUCUGCAUGAAGUGUAUGAAGUCAUAAAGGGACGAUGAGAAAGGAUUCCGAACACCGAUACCACACACAACUCCCAAUUUCUCUAAAAAUGAAACACUGGUCAAGAUUGUCGAGAAGACUGCAUUUUUACCAUCGCAAAUACAAGUUUAUAAAGAAAUUAAUAAAUGAUAUAUGGAUA